Molecule: messenger RNA, 1187 nt
Organism: Polypterus senegalus (gray bichir)
Lineage: Eukaryota; Metazoa; Chordata; Cladistia; Polypteriformes; Polypteridae
Product: probable E3 ubiquitin-protein ligase makorin-2
Exons: 6
Coding region: 387-1097 (236 amino acids)
Biological process (GO): protein polyubiquitination
Molecular function (GO): metal ion binding; ubiquitin protein ligase activity
Source: RefSeq, a predicted model, not a curated record
UACAAUGGAUUCGCAAACAGCACGCCUACAUCAUUUGGUAGGGUGAUAACAUUUAUCCUUUCCAAGGUUGUGCUCGCAUCCUUUCUCUUUAUAAAGUGUAUUUUGAUAAAGCUGGACCUUUUUUCUUUGUAGCGUUUUGCCCACUUUUAAUCAGCAGUUCAAACUAAAUCACAUAUUUUUUGCACGGUGUUUGCCGCGAAGGCAGUAGGUGUCUAUUUUCACACGAUGUGACAGCCAGCAAACCAUCUACUAUCUGCAAAUUCUACCAAAGAGGCCAGUGUGCAUACGGUUCCCGCUGCAGGUAUGAUCAUGUGAAACCUCCUACAGGGAAGGCUGCUGCCGAGCAUACUGGCAGAAAUGUAGAGGCUAUUGCAGCCCCACAAACCAUGUACAGUGACACUUCAGCCUUGGGAAUCACAGCAGAAUUAGGGAGGCCUGAUAAAAAGCCGCUGGUCCUACGAGACAGAGCCCUCUGUAGCUUGUCUGACGAGAGGAUUCCAUCCUAUAGUGAUGGCCUGUGUUGGAGCUCUGAGGAAGAGUCACUAAACAGCCGACCACUCUCCUACCUAGAGGCCAUCCAGGCAGGACUGGAGAAUUCAGCAAGUAGUAGCAACCUCAGUGACACUCCACAAUUGUGCCCUUAUGCUGCUGCUGGCCAGUGUUACUCCAGGGAAAGCUGUGGUUACGUUCAUGGAGAAGUAUGUGACAUUUGUGGAUUGGAGGUGCUGCAUCCUGCAGAUCCAGAGCAGAGAAGAGAGCAUGAGAAGAUGUGCUUGAUGGCAUUUGAGCAGGACAUGGAACAGGCAUUUGCUGUGCAAACAAGUCAGAACAAAGUGUGCAGCAUCUGCAUGGAGGUGGUAUAUCAGAAAAGUUCAUCUUCGGAACGCCGCUUUGGUAUUCUUUCCAGUUGUUGCCACACCUACUGUCUCAGCUGUAUAAGGCAGUGGAGAUGUGCCAAGCAGUUUGAGAACAAGAUCAUCAAGUCCUGCCCAGAGUGCCGUGUGGUGUCUGAGUUUGUGAUUCCCAGCGCAUAUUGGGUGGAGGAUCAGGAUGAGAAAAACAAACUUAUUGAGGAAUUCAAAAGUGGAGUUGGGUAAGAGCAUCAAAAUGCACAUUUUCUCCAUCGAUUCCCUCCACUUGUAUGAUUCAUCUGAUCAGAGGCUUUCCACUGUUAUUAAAGUUUGUUG